AUGGCUACGCCUAGUGCUGUUCCAAGAACAGCUCCUAUCGCUAUUGCCCCCAAACCAUCACAUUUCAACCCCAGUAGUCGUCACGGCACACCUGGACUACAUCACGACGCAUAUGCAGGUGGUAUGAACGGCCAUGAUUCCGCGGACUCGGACACUCCCUCAAGUGGGAGUGCAGUAUGUAAUUUCUGUACACGUCGGAGGAUCAAAUGCGUCAUGAGCGAGGACGAUGACAGUGGCGCCUGCGUCUCGUGCCAGGCCAAUGGAAUUGAUUGUUCAUUAGAUCAAAGUCCUCAGCCUCGAAAGAGGAAAUUAGCGCGUGACUUCGCCGACGACAGUGUGCUACGAGGCUCACCUGGUCGGCAAGAUAACAGAAGAUUUCGGCAAGAUACCUUCAGUGUUUCUAGCACAGCUGCCAGCAGUUCUUUAAUUGAGGAAAUGGCAAAUUUCGGAGGGCCAACCCUGCUGAAGAGGACAUUAGGGCUUCAAAAUGAGCGCUACAGCCAGUACAUUGGGCCAACGACAGAUUUCGAGCCUUCUCUUAUCAAUUUAUCACCCUUCGACAACCAUGAUGAGAGCUUACUGGCCCGCGGGACACUCCGUAAAGUCAGCGACAACGACACGUUCUUACUGCUCCCUGACAGCCAGACGGAGCGAUAUGAGUACCAGAUUGUGGACGCUGAUGAAAUCGAGAACCUCGUUGCGCCACACGGCCGGAAACUGAUUGAUCUCUAUUUUGACGUUAUACACCCAGCUUUCCCAAUCAUUCAGAAAGAGGUCUUCCUCGAGAAGUAUGAACGUUCUUACCGUGAAUUUUCACCACCAUUACUGGCCGCCGUUUACAUUCUCUCGAUCAACUGGUGGGACCAAUCGGAGGAGCUCUCGUUGCAUCCUCGCCCAGACCUGAAAGCUUUAGAGAGGAUAAUGAAAUCGUCGUUGGUUGAUGCUAUGUGGAGACCGAAGCUCUCGACAAUUCAAGCCGGACUCCUUCUAUCGCAAAUACCUGACGGCGACCAAUGGGCACCAACGGCUCAGCUUGUGGCCAUUGCUCAAGAACUGGGCCUCCAUCUCGACUGCACGCAUUGGAAGAUUCCGCUCUGGGAGAAGGGCUUGAGGAAACGACUUGCCUGGGCAUUGUACAUGCAGGAUAAGUGGGGUGCUUUGGUCCAUGGGCGGCCCUCUCACAUCUUCCAAACGAAUUGGGUAGUGCAGCCCUUGCUUCCUGGCGACUUCCCGGAAGUCGAUUAUGACGAGGAGAACGCCGAUGAAAGGCUCGACAUCGAGCGCGGUCGAACUUUGUUCGUACAAAUGAUAUACCUAUCCCAGAUCCUUGCCGAGAUCCAGGAUACCUUUUACACAUUGCAAGCAAUGCAGAAUGUGACAAAUGCCGGUCCUCAAGGUAUACACUUGGUCUUGUCGCUUGCAAAGCCGAUACAGUUGAAGCUGAAAGAGUGGUAUUCGUCGAUACCGGCGGUCAUCCGAAUGGACAACUCGCUAUCAUCAAUGGUAUCUGGGCGGCUAUCAAGUAUCGGCUAUCUCCAUUUGGCAUAUUAUGCAACAGAGAUUACGUUGCAUCGGCGGAUUAUCCGCUCGCUCGCUGCCGACGAGACAGCUGUAGACUUCUACCUGAUGCAAAUCUGUCGCAGUGCCGCUAAGGCGCGACUGAUCUCCGCUAUGGAUUUUGUCAAUCGGUUGACUCCCAAUCACUUAAGCGCAUUCUGGUAUUUUGCUUCAAAGACCAACUUCGCACUGAUCGGUACAUUCGGCUCUCUGCUCUGGGCAACGUCGCCUGGGCGAGAGGAAGCAGACUGGUAUCGGCGACGACUGGCAGAAUACCGUUGGACGCUUAGUGUGAGCUUCAAACCCGGCGAAGGUAAAGGCCUUACAGCGUUCGCGAUGGGUAUGCUCGACAUAUCAACCGGCCUCCUGAAAAAGCUACCCGAGAAGCCAGAACUGAGUCGAAGUGGAAGCACGGCCGAGAUGGAAGCUGCUGGGCGUAGGCAAAGCCUGCUUUCAAUGAGUAUGAGUUCGAUACCAACGGAAUUUCAGUUUCAGAGCGGCAUGCAUAGUGCGGAUAUCAGUGGAGCUGUGAGCCCAGGAAGUGUAAGCGACAGCAGCGACGAGAUGUACGACAACUUUGCGCCAACGAGUGGUAUAGCAUCCAUGCGUGGCUAA
Messenger RNA from Truncatella angustata, 2172 nucleotides. Its product is annotated as fungal-specific transcription factor domain-containing protein. The record is from RefSeq and is a predicted model, not a curated record. Gene Ontology annotation, cellular component: nucleus. Lineage: Eukaryota; Fungi; Ascomycota; Sordariomycetes; Amphisphaeriales; Sporocadaceae. Gene Ontology annotation, molecular function: DNA-binding transcription factor activity, RNA polymerase II-specific; zinc ion binding; DNA binding. The coding region runs from base 1 to 2172 and encodes 723 amino acids. Gene Ontology annotation, biological process: DNA-templated transcription. The transcript is spliced from 2 exons.